This is a messenger RNA of Saccostrea echinata, 1536 nucleotides long. RefSeq lists its product as uncharacterized. Bases 1 to 1536 code for a protein of 511 amino acids. Gene Ontology annotation, molecular function: chitin binding. NCBI's taxonomy places the organism in Eukaryota, Metazoa, Mollusca, Bivalvia, Ostreida, Ostreidae. The record is from RefSeq and is a predicted model, not a curated record. The transcript has 4 exons. Gene Ontology annotation, cellular component: extracellular region.
AUGAUACCUUCAACAAACUCUUCGUCUAAAGUCUUUACUUCAUCUCUUCCUCCACAAGAUUCAACCGUUGGAACAACUGGAUCUUCUAGUUCAAACUAUUAUGUAUCCACAGAUAUCCAAGUAAACAGUGAGGGGACAACGCAGUCCCACACAGUUUCAACAGAGAUUGUUUAUACAACGAAAUCGGCUAUCUGUGGAGCACCAAAGUCAUGUGUAGAUGGUCAAUUUUAUGAGGACAGCUGUGACAUUCGCAAGUACUACCAGUGUUCGUCUGGUGUUGCAUGGCACUACGAGUGUGCUACUGGAACAGUGUGGGAUAAACGAAUCCAAAAUUGUAACUGGGAUUACCUCGUCCUUACUUCGUCUGCACCCUGUGGCUGUGGUCCUCCAUCAGAUUGUAUUCAUGGAAAGUUUUAUGAAGACAAAUGCGAUAUGAAACUUUACUACCAAUGUGCACAUGGUAUUCCUUAUCCAUAUGAAUGCCAUCCUGGAACUCUUUGGGAUGUAACAAUUACUAAUUGUAAUUGGGAGUAUGCAGUAGCCAGCAGAACACUCCCGACUGGAUCAGAUUGCAGCAGUUAUGGUACAACUCAUUUACCUGGUCAGCAGACUACUGUUCCAUCUACACAGACCCAAAAGCAAAUUUCUGAAAAGACUUCCCAGCACACAGAACAUUCAACUUCUGAUUCCACGAAUAGAGAUUUCUCAACUGUGAAAGUCUCCACUUCCUCAAGCACACACACACCGUCUGCUGAUCAAACUAUAGCCAAAACUCAAUCAACCGAAAUACCUCCUGCCUCUCAGUCAUACACAUCCGUAACACUUGUGUCAACAAGCCAGGUUACUACACUCCAGUCAAGCAUAUUCACUAAGCAACCCAUUGUUUCUUCGACCUUUUUAUCUACAUCUUCCCCAAAAAGUGAAACUCAAACUAAGGAACAAUCCAGGACUUCGUCUCUCUUUACUACAACAGAUGGUCCUGUAUCACUAUCCCGGCAACAAACAACAUCAUUCCGUACUGUCCCCACUGAUCAGACACAAACCCGUCAACAAGCUACAACGCCUUCCUAUAUUGCCACUACAGGCCGCACAUCAUCAAAAAUUCAGCACCAAACAACUACGGAUCUCACUUCGUUACAAACUCACCAAAAUACAGCAACUUUGUCAUCUGUUACCACAACAGAUGGCACACGAACAAGCCAUCAGCAGACAUCAAUGUUGCCCAAUGUUGCUUCUACAAAUGGCUCAGUAUCUCAAGUAGAAAAACAGAUAACAUCAUCCCCUGUUGCAACAACAAAUGGCGCACUUUCUCAAGUUCAACAACAGACAACAACAUCGCACCAUACUGUCACCACGAAUGACUCAAUAUCACAGGCUCAACAACAGUCUACCGCACAAACCCAAACGACAACCGCUUGUGGACCUCCUGACACUUGUCCAUUUCCGGCUUGGGAUUCUGGAAGCACAACUAUGACGUCACACUAUCUUCUAAUUCCUUUAGGAGUUCUAUUAGCAUUUAUUUUCUCAUAUUUAUAG